AUGGCUCUUGACCUACUUGCAAUCUCACACCUUCUGGUGGCGGUUGCCAAUGUGGUGAUCUCAUUGCAAUUCAUGACAUCGCUGCACCGAUAUCCGCACAGGCGCAACAUCCCAUGGCGGCUCACGUGGUGCUUGAUUCUCUUUGCCUUUUACACUUUCCUCUCCGGUUGCAACCAACUGUUGCUGGGCCUUGGACAAGCCCAAACGUUUCUGUAUGCUGCUAUUCAAUACGGCAAUGCUGUCGUGUCUGCUAUUACAGCCGUUUGUCUGGUUCCUGUCAUACCAGACAUGUUCACUCUGGUCGACCAGACAGUGUCCAAGUUGACACAAGAUUCUACCGAGUCCAAAGCGAAGCUGUUCACAUUUAUGGCGUUUCUCUGCCAUGAAAUCAGGAAUCCUCUAUUUGCCAUUACAUCCUCAGCCGAAUGCUUGCAGGACACUCCCAUGUCGGCAGAGCAAGAAGAAGAGGUUUCUAGCAUCUCAGACUCCAGCCUGCUCAUGCUGCGGUUGGUCAACGAUGUCUUGGAUCUGUCAAAGCUUGAUAGUGGAAAGCUGGAGGUGGAAAGUCGGGCGUUUGAUUUGCACUCCAUGAUCAAAAGACUGGGGGAUAGCAUGUCACGUCAGGUCCAAAGGAAGCAUCAGGGAACUGUGGCAUUGGUAUGCUCCAUGUCUCCUUCGGUCCCCCGAAUGAUCAAGGGAGACUCUGUGCGUAUCCUGCAGAUCAUCUAUAAUCUCCUGUCGAACAGUUGCAAGUUCACAUCCGAAGGAACCAUAUCCCUCAAGGUGCUGGCUCGGGGGAUUGUCGAAUCUGAAGAGGAGGAAGAGCAAGAUACGGAACACACCGUGACCAUGUCCGCCAACCGGCCAGUUUCCAUGUUUGCCAGCAAACGCGGCGGUGUAUGCCACAGAAAAACCCCUAGUCAACAGGGAAGCAAACUGGAUGGCACAGGCUCGGAGGAGAAGCCUCUCUUCUCCAUGGCAUUGCUUGGGGGUAGUGACGGGAGCGAUGAGGCCGAUGCAACACCAUGUGACUGUGAGGACACAGACAAGCGCACUGUAGUCCUGUCAGUCAUCGUCGAAGAUACUGGUUGUGGCAUUUCUCAUGAAAGACUGGAAGAUAUAUUUGAACCCUACACCCAAGCGAAACUUUCAGACUUCCGCAUUCAUGGCGGAACAGGAUUGGGGCUUUCCAUCAUUUCGAGCCUCACGAAGACCAUGGGUGGAAGCAUAUCAGUCACCAGCAAACCAGGAAAGGGUGCAAAGUUCCACCUGAGACUUCCCGUGGGGCUACCAGGGAACACUGAGUGUCACAGUGAUGAAUCCAGCCACGAGGACGAGUCCACGGAGCGGAUGAUGAUGGGCGAAUCCUUCCGCGCUACCGGCGACAAGAAGCACCAAAGAAAGAAAAAACUCGACUACGUUGGAGAGUGUCUGCCAUCCGAUCAGACACAAGUACCCAAGCAAUUCUUGAAGUGUCAGAGGCUUCCGUCGUGUGUUGACUUUUCCGGGCUGCACCAGGAAGUCUCCGACCACACAGAGCAGACCUCUCUACAUGCAUCUGGGCCGCUUCUUGCCCUAGCCACACCGUUACCACUUCCACCCCUCCCUCCAGCCCCAUUGGUUCCACUCAACGAUCACUCUUGGAGGACCGUGGGCAGCAUAAGUGACCAUUGCCCAACGUCACCGCCAAUGCUACAGAUUCCCAAGACAUGCAAGCUGCCUAGCUUUCAGCUUCCUUCCAACGACAACGUCGUCUUGGUGGUCGAUGACAACUCUGUGAAUCGCAAGAUACUGGGAAAGAUGCUGUCAACGUACAAGAUAGAACACCGAGUCGCUACGAAUGGGCAAGAGGCGGUGGAUGCCCUGUUGGACAGUCGGAACUACGAGCCAAAUCGCAACGAUGUAUCGCGCCCAAGGUACUCUCUGGUCUUCAUGGACAUUAGCAUGCCCAUCAUGGACGGCAACACUGCAAUCUCGACCAUUAGGCAAAAAAACAUGGAUCUACCCAUUGUAGCCCUUUCAGCCAACGUGCUUUCGGAUGAACGCAAUCGCACAAUCGGUUUGGGAGCAGACGAAUAUCACUCCAAACCUAUUCUGCGAACUACCCUGCAUGACAUUUGCUCGAGGCACCUUGUACCACGGCCAAAUUUGCAAGUGGCUCCACAGCAUUCAAAAGACUGUGGCGCUCGUCCUACCCUCGCGGCAUCUCCACCAACACCAACAAAUACCCAGCCAUUGCAGUGCCGGCACGACUGCAGCUACGACUCGAACACAUCCAAGGUUGUGGCGCCCUCGAACCGCACCGUCUUGAAGGAGGCAUCCAUUGCUUCCAUGUCAACCGGAGGAGACCCGAAGCGUCCAAAGCUACCGGACCAUUCCCCCCUGACCCAGUAUCCCAACUAUGGCACAAUCAUCAAAACUUAG
Messenger RNA from Seminavis robusta, 2424 nucleotides. The record is from the annotation of a GenBank genome assembly. Lineage: Eukaryota; Bacillariophyta; Bacillariophyceae; Naviculales; Naviculaceae.